AUGAAUCACAAAUUCACAACAAGUAUAUAUGACUUUGGUAAAACAAUAAAUGAUGUACAAUUUUGGUCAAAACAAUCUAAUUAUAACUCGGAUGAAUAUAUAGAUAAUUUAUCAAAUUGUUUAUCGUCUUCUUCUUGUGAAUAUUUUACAUAUAUUAAUUAUACAAAAUUACCGAUUUAUUUGAUCAAUGGUCAUUCAUUUCAAAUUUUUACCAAUGAUGAAGAUACAGAGUCAUAUUUUAAACAAAAAGUCAUAGUGACACCUGAUUCAAAUAAAGAACAAGACUAUGGAAUAUUAGCGAAGAUUAAAAACAACAGUAACAAAUAUCUCAUAUUUUAUUUUAAUAAAGGUGACCAGACUAUUAAUUGUUUGAUACUAGAUCUCGAUACUAUAACUAAAGUACAAAAAUUGAUACUAGAUAAUGAUUUUGAUGAUAAUACGUUCAUAACAACCAAAAAAUCAACAAGAAACACGCCAGAUACUAAUAUUUUUGAUAAAGUACUUAAACAGAAACAAAAGAAUAAUCCAUUUUUAAGAACCACAAGCAGUUUUAAUUCCCCGAAUUCAAAUAACUUAUCACUACUGAUACUAUCAACUCAAGAUCAAAUUAAUAAUGCAAUUAAUAAAUUAAUAUUAUCAGGUUUAAGGAUAAGAGGAUUAUCUACAAAUCAAGCAAAAUCGGUGAAUGAAAAAUUGAAAAUUAAAGAAAUUCAUCAAAUGACUUAUAAGGCUGCCAUAUUUUCAUUAAGAAAAUAUAAUAAUAAUCUAUUAGAUGGUACUAAUAAAAGAUUAGAGUUGGAAAAACCACAAAUUAAAUUUAAUGAUGUACAAGAAACUAUUGAAACUUUAUUACAUCUAUUUGUUGACGUUGAAUAA
Lodderomyces jiufengensis is the source of this 876-nucleotide messenger RNA. RefSeq lists its product as uncharacterized. The record is from RefSeq and is a predicted model, not a curated record. Bases 1 to 876 code for a protein of 291 amino acids. NCBI's taxonomy places the organism in Eukaryota, Fungi, Ascomycota, Pichiomycetes, Serinales, Debaryomycetaceae. The transcript has a single exon.